AUGGCCACCGCGCCCCCGAAGAGUAUCAAAUGCGUCGUUGUAGGAGACGGUGCGGUCGGCAAGACCUGCCUGCUCAUCAGCUACACGACUAACGCCUUCCCCGGCGAAUAUGUGCCGACCGUCUUUGACAACUACUCGUCCCAGGUCAUUGUCGACCACCAGACCGUCCAGCUCGGUCUGUGGGACACGGCUGGUCAGGAAGACUACGACCGUCUCCGCCCACUCUCCUACCCGCAGACCGACGUCUUCCUUCUCUGCUUCUCGGUCGUCUCACCCGCAUCCUUCGAGAACAUCCGCACCAAGUGGUUCCCCGAGAUCCAACAUCACUCUCCCGGAACGCCCAUCAUCCUCGUCGGCACCAAGCUCGAUCUGAGAGAUGACCCCGCGGCUCUGGAGCGCUUGCGCGAGCGGCGGUCCCAGCCGAUCCAGUACUCGCAAGGAGCAGCCAUGGCCAAUGACAUCCGCGCAGCCCGCUACCUCGAGUGCUCUGCGCUCACACAGGUGGGGCUCAAGACGGUCUUUGACCAGGCGAUCCGGACGGUCCUCAACCCGAACCGUCGCAAUAAUACCCGCAGGAAGGGCACCGGUUGUGUCCUCAUGUAA
Messenger RNA from Cutaneotrichosporon cavernicola, 603 nucleotides. RefSeq lists its product as uncharacterized. Gene Ontology annotation, cellular component: cytoplasmic vesicle; cytoskeleton; cell projection. The record is from RefSeq and is a predicted model, not a curated record. Gene Ontology annotation, molecular function: protein kinase binding; GTP binding; GTPase activity. The transcript is spliced from 6 exons. The coding region runs from base 1 to 603 and encodes 200 amino acids. Gene Ontology annotation, biological process: regulation of actin cytoskeleton organization; small GTPase-mediated signal transduction; cortical cytoskeleton organization. NCBI's taxonomy places the organism in Eukaryota, Fungi, Basidiomycota, Tremellomycetes, Trichosporonales, Trichosporonaceae.